AUGGACCUGGGUUACAAAGUGUAUAGUCAUGAUGACAUUGAAGGAAGCACAGUAAAAUAGAGAACAUUUAUCUUUGUUGGACUGCUUAAGCUGAGUACUGAGUAUUCUGACCUUGAUUCUUUUAGGAGAUGGAUCAUUUCAAAGCCUAAAUAUAGGGGGAAGUGGUCUCUCAGAUAAAGUUACAGACACUUGAUUUAGCACUGGGUAAAGUUCUCCUUCUUACUAAAUUUAAAGGGAUGUCCUCCAAUAGGGUAAAAAUGAAGGAUUUCCUACAACUUCAACUACUUUUACUGUAAUUUAUAUCUUUCUCUAAAUUAUUUAGACAAGGUGUAGGUUGAUUCUUUCUAAAUUCUGUUUUGAAUUUAGAUGGAAAAACACAAUAUUUUACAUCAUUAAUGAGCUAUUCUUCCAGAUAGUGGUUAGGAACUUUAGACUUCUCACGUUUUUGUCUCGGGGAUUGAUCUUUGUCACAUUUAUAAACUAUGGCUCACAUAAUAGUUCUUCUCCAUCCCUAUUUAAUCUUUGACCUGGCUUUCCCGAGAAAGCAAACCAGGUUGUCAAUUAGUGCUAAUUAGUAUCUAUCAUUUGGGGAAUAGAGACAGCAUGCCAGCCAUGAGUAGGGUUGGCUGCUUUCUUUUUUAAAAAUAACUGCUUAAAAAAUUCUGGAAAUAUUUGGGGUGAUUGACUUAUCAUUCUCAGAGUAGACCCAGGGAAAUCAGUGUAAUUAAGUCCAUUUAUUUCAGAGGGUCUACUCCACGAAUAUUGCCACAUAUAUGCCAAUUCUGUAUAUUCAACUAGUCGUAGAUUACUUUAAGAAAAUGAAAAUAUAUUCUGAAUGAGAAUUGUUUCUGUGUCCAGUGCUCUUUGUUGGUUUAAUAUUUCUGUUUUGCCAGUGUUGCAUGUCUGUAAGUUCAAGUAAUCUCAAACUGCACACAUUCCAUUCAAUGCUCCAAUAAACAUCCCAGCUGAAGAUACCUUGAUACAGAAAGUGCCAAUUAGAACCUUCUUUGUACCUCUGCAAUACCUCCUACGUAACAUGGGAUAAUGAAGAAAUUUCUUUGUAACUGUAUGCAAUUGCUUUUAAAGAAGAGCACAUAAUUAUAUAUGUAAUUAGUAUAAGAAUGUGGUUUAUCUUAACUUGCAUGCCAAGCAAAACUUAAAAGAUUCCACUAAUACCUUCAAGCAGCCAACCCUACCCUAAAAAUUAAGGAAUUUUUAAGAUGAGGUCUUGAUUCAUGUCAGCUUUGCAGGAAUAAAAAGUAGGGAAAGAAAGCAAUUGCCAGGCAUUACCAGUACACCAGUACAAGAGGCUAAGAGGCUACAAAACAUACCACAGCCCAGCUGGAGCAUACAUCUCAGAAACAGAGCUCCUUUGGGGAGGUAGAGAUUAUUUCAGGUCAUGGUGGACUCUACUCCAGACCACUGCUAGAGCAGAUUAUUGGCUGUCUACCAAAGCCCUGCGGGUGAACAUAGGUUUAUUUUGGAAUCCCACAAUAUUUGUAGGCACACUCUGUAUUUAGACUUGCACUGCAUGCUAUACCCUAUUCCCUGAGCCCUACAGUCCAUUCUUUUUUGGACUGCAGAUACUUCACAGUCUCACCUAUCCAUAUCCAUCUAGUGGUCCUCUGCUGGCGGGAAAUAGACGUGCAAUGAAAGAAAAUAUCAAAUAAAGAAACAUUCUAAGAUUUUUAAAAACCAUCCAUUUUAAACAAGGGUUAUUACUCUUUACAAAUUCACUGAUGCACCAAAAAUCAGAACGUUAUCAUUUAGGCUCAUGCCUUAACUUCCACAUUAUAUAAGCAGUAUCAAAGUUAUAUCCUCUCUCAUUUUGUGUUCGCUUACAAUUUAUAUUCCAUUAAUCUAUGAUUUGUCUUUGUGCACCAGUCCUCUUCCUCUGAGGUUCAGGGUGAGAGUGAAGUUGGUAUCAGUAUAUCAUUGCUUAAUAGGAGGCACCACUUUAGCUAAUGGGGCCUCCCGCUGCCGCCGCGCCGCGGGAGCACGAUUUCUGUUCUCAUCCUGAAGCAAAGUUCUUAACCUGAGGUACUAUUUCUGGGUUAGCGGGGUCUGUAACCUGAAGCGUCUAUAACCUGAAGCGUCUGUAACCCGAGGUACCACUGUAAACGCUUAAAAUUCUAAACUGCAUAAUUUACAACAUCUUUUUUUCUUUCUUCUCUUACAGAUUACUGAGGUAUUUGAGGGCAUAUGUACAUCUACUAAAACAGUGCAUGAACACAUCAGUAGCCUCCAAGAAGGAAAAAGACAUAAACUGAAAAGUGGCAGAUUGUCCAUGCUCAGCCGUCUGAACCAAGUCCAGAAAAAGAAACAAAAGGAGGAUCAUCAGAUGAACUCUGCAAACAAAAUCAGGUAAUCCAGACUCCACAAUCUUGACAUAAACUUGAGUGGGGUGUAUUUUUUUUAUUUUUGGUAAGCAUCCCUUAUGUCAGCAGCUCAUGCCAAGGCACAAGUGAAGUAUGUUGAUAUUGCCUGCCGUCACCCCACAACUGUAACAUCUCACUACUGCUGUGUCCAUAAGGAGAGCUGCAUGCUAUUCUCCCAUGAAGUCCCUUUGUUAGCUCUGCAGCAGAAGUAGAAUCCCAUUUAUUACAACUGGCAUGAUUCAAAAGCUCUCUGGUCAUCAGCAAUGAUGUUUUUGUUUUUUUCAUUUGUCAUGGAUCUCCAAAUCUAAUUCAACCACUGGAAAUUGAAGGUGUUAUCAGGACCAUUAGGGUUGACUAUUACUUAAAUUUCUGUAGUUACAUGCACACAGUUAAGUGCAAUUUAUGCACACAACUUCUGUAUGCUUUUUGUCAUUUAAAAAUACAUGUAGGUAGGAACCCAAACUAGGUAACGCUGUUGAUUUAACACAGUAUCAAAUUCAAAUUUGUAUGUCUUGACUGGUGACUUGGAGAAUGUUUUUGUUUGGCCCAUUUAAGUAUGUCUUUUACUGUUACCUAGAUUGCAUAGGGUAAAUAGCGGCAGUGGCAGAUGAUGGAGCAUGGAGUGGCAGUGGGGUAAGGUUGGGGGAGCUCUAAGUUGGCAGCAGUGCCACCUGGAGCUCCCCUGACUUCAUCACUGCUUUACGUAUCCUGGGGAGUGCAGCACCAUCACUGGAAAUGUGUUGCUGCCACUCCAGCCCUGCUCAUUUUUCCCUGCUGGCAAGUGGCAUAUUUUUCUUUUCUGCUAAUGAUUAAACCUGUGCUCUGUCAGUUUUUCACAUAGCAAUACAGUUAAAAGAUCAUGAAUUCAUGGCAAAUUGGGAAUAUUUAUAGUAUUUACAUCUUGCCAUAUCGUACUUACGAAGGAGGACCACAUAAAGUGGUGGCUCAAUUUUCUGGUCAAUAGUAGUGCUUUUCAAGGAGGGGGAAAUAAGUAUUUCCUGGGGGAAAACUUUAAUUGCAAAAGCUUUAAGUGUGUUUGUUUGUUUUGUUCCUGUGUGCUGCUAUUGUUUGAGCUGGCUCAAAAUGCAGCCACCGGUCUUGAUGAGGGCAAUGCAAUUAUGGAUAUUUUUAAGGUGCUUCUUUUAGCUAAUGGCUUGGCUGGAAUUGUGUUUUAUAUUGUAGGAAUGUUAGAAUUUUAGUAUUGAUGUUUUAUUGAAGUUAUGGGCAAUUUGUAGAAAUUGCAUUUGUGUUUCUUAUUCCAUCGUUUUAUUGUUGAAGCUGUAAUUUUAAAUUGUUAUUACAUUAAGCUUUCUUGAUAGUUUGACUCAGAAAAAGUGGCCUAUAAAUAUUUUAAAAUAAAUGAUACCUAUCCCAGUGUAGUUGGAAGAAACAGUUGUGCUAGGCGGUGGCUUUUUCCGCUAUGUCUAGCAAGUUCCACUAGCACCACUAUCUUCAGUAUUUUCUGUAUAGGUAGUGCUACUCCUUCCUACUUGCUGACUUCAAGAACAGCCUAAGUAUGCGUUCAGGAACUGCAGAGAUCAUUCUUUCUUUGGCAGGCAGUUCCUCUCUUCUUGGAGUCAGUAGCUGAGAGAAGCACUGGUAACAGAAAAAAAAGGUGGGGUAGGAAACACUGCCAGUUGAUAUUUACAGAACAUGCCCUGCAGAUUAAGAGACAGUGUUUUGCUCUCCUCCCAUCAACCUUAUUGAAAGGCUGUGAUGAGGUGGUGGAUGGCAAAUGCUGCCUUUGAUUCACUUAUUGUUCCCAGUACAUCAAGAGACUACAUUUCUUACUCACUGACAAGUCUCACCACUUUCAUGCUGAAUUUAGGAGAGAUCAGGAAAGAUUAUCAAAAUUUGUUCCUCCACCCAACAUGGAGCUGAAUUCCAUGCAAACUUUCUUUUCACUUGGUGAGCUAGAACCUGGAGUUUGUUUGUGUGUUAGGGGUGGUUAGUAAUCUUAGUACUGCAUUAAAAAUAAUUGUGAGGACUUGGCUGACAGUGAGGAAUCUCAACUUAUUUCAAAAUAUAAAAUUGUGGAAAUAAAUUAAGGAGUUAGAGAUUUGGGGAAGGAUGAAACUUUCCCUGUUAUGUUAUACAUUUAUUUUGAUGGCUGGAAUUCUACCUAAGUUGCUGUUCUUAUUCCAAUGUAUCCUGUUUUUAAGUAAAUUAAGUAGCCUCAAAGAAGGGAAAAAUAUAUUUCUAAAUUUAUCUGGCAGGGGGGAAAGCCACAAAUUAAACAUAAAAAUUGGAGAGAUAUAAAAGAGGAGGCUUUGCCCUGCCAGACUUUCAACGAGGCAGCUUCCUUGUGUUGGCUAAAGGAAUGGAUUGAAUUGAAAAUGCAGACAUUUUAGAUUUGGAAAGCCAUGAUACGAAAUUUGGCUGGCAUGCAUGUCUUUGGUAUGUAUGGGAAAGCUAAAGUUUAUAAGGGUUUUACAAAACAGAUUGUUAGGAAGGAUUUGUAUAGAGUUUGGGAUAAAUAUAAAAACUUGCUGUAAAGAAAAGCACCUUUAUGGCUAUCCCCCACUGAAGCAAUUGCAAUUAAGAGAGUUAAUAUGGAUAGACAAUGGGUGACCUAUAGGGAAUGGUUGGGCCUUACAGGGAAGGAACCCAGACUGAACCCAGUGGAAGGCUUAAGGAGCCAAGUUACUGCUUGGUUACAGUAUCAUCAGUUACAUGAUAUGUUUAAGUUUGAUUUUUUAAAAAAUGGAUUCCCCAAACCACAGCUCACAAUUUGAAAGACAAUUAUUACAGAAUAAUUGGCGAGUGUGACCCUUGCACUGGAACAUGAUAGACACUUAUAGUCUAGUGCUAUGUGAAUGGGUCAGAGCAAAGCAUUGGUCUAAUGUGGUCCUCUUCCCCCCCCCACCUCCUGUGCUGGUGGAUCUAGACUUUGGCAAAGCUUAGCUUAACUUUUACAGUAUCCAAGUUACAUUGUGUUGUGAUGAGUGAUCCUGGUUUACAACAACCUCCUAGUUAGGUUUGAAGUUGACUUGUAUCCAGCAUAUAUCUGCUUGUAGCAUUUGUGCCUAAGAUACUUUGAUUCCCCAUCCUUUUGCUUAUUUCUUUGUCCAUUAAGCAAAUAUAGGGCUGUAUCCAACGUACUGUGAAUGGAAAAUGGCUCUCACAUCUUCCCAUCUUCCUUACUGUAACCUUCUGUGCUCCCCAAAAGCACCCAAAGCCUCUGUUUAUUUUUAUUGUCCCUGGUUGUGAGAACAAAAACACAGGAUAUUUGUACAAAUAGAUAAUGAUACAUGGCAUGAGAAUUAUCAUAUUACAACAGUGCAGAUAAAUUGUAUUAAAAUUUUAUAUAUAUUUCUCCUGAAACUUGUUCCAAAACGUAAUAGGCUCACUAAUCUUUUUAGCCUUGACGAAACACACAAGAUGGAAUUCAGCCUUGUGCCAAGGCAAUUGUUCUGUCAGGGCAAGAAUUUGUUCUUGCCAGAUGGAACAGUCUGCCCUCUCCUGCCCUGCACCCUGCUCUGGGCUUUCUUCUGACCCUCCAGAACAGAUUUGGGGAGGGAUGUGGAGGUUGCAUAAGGAGAUGGGGUGGAAUCCAUUCCUCUAGUGCAGUGGUUCUCAACCUGUGGGUCCCCAAAUGUUGUUGGACUACAACUCCCAUCAUCCCUGACCACUGGUCAUGCUGGCUAGGAAUAAUGGGAGUUGUAGUCCAACAACAUCUGGGGACCCCCAGGUUGAGAAACACUGCGUCUAGCGGGACUUGUUGAUUUUAGCCCAAAGAUCUGAAAGAAGAAAUUGGAAACAAUGUCACUCUUCAAACCUCCUUUUUGGGGGAAGUGGGGGAGAAUAUAACCACCCCAUCAUCAUGGGGUAGUUGGUGCAAAAACUCAGAGGCUUCAUGGGCACCAGGGGAAGAUCUCAAUGAUGCCAUUGGACCCAUACAAACCAUGUCAGAGAUCUUUGUUUUAAAAGGUGGUGGGGAACCUAUUCAACGCUGAGCUGUGUCAUAAUAGGAAUGCAGCAUCCUGUGGUCACACAAAACUGCUUUGCACUUACGCACAGGCUGCUUUGGAUUAACAAUAGAACUGUAGGUUGGAAUGAAUCAAUAGAUUACCUACUUUAUUCAGACAAUAGCUUGUGACAGAAAAUAACACUUCUUUCAUUAACAUAGACUAGUUUUCUCUGGGUUUGAUGUUGUGUUUUGAAUGCUGUGCUACAGAAAAUAAAUACAUGGAUUUGUUUAUAAUACCUUAAAAACUACACUAUAUAAGGAAAUGCAGUGUAUUUUCUGGUAAGUGUAUUAAAAUCCCUGAAGCUUUGAUCAGAAGCCAGCUGUUACAUCAGUCCUAUUUGUAAUCUUAUUUCCUGAUCAGUGACUUGAACUUGUACCAUGCAUAUGUCAAAUCUAUUUUAGCAGUAAACAAACCAUAGGAUUUUACUGCAACUUUAAUAAUUGUUCAAUAGGAUUUAAAAGUUCAAAACAGUUAUUAAUUUUGUUCUUUUUCCAGUAAUCAUAAAAUAUUUUUAAGAAGAGUACAAUUAUUUAUAGUGAUUUAGAAUAUUUUCCAAAAUGUGCAUUAUUUGUCAAUAAUGGGUGUGGGUGUGUGCACGCAUAUACUUUGUGAUCAAGUCUUCUCCAGCUCUCAAAUUCAUUUUUAUAACUGAGUUUGAUACGUUUAUUUAUGCAUUCUUAUCUACAUUUUUACUCUUCUAUUAAUAAUUCAGUACUGAAGUUAAAUGAUCAUGUAAUUAACUUUGUUCAAGCAUCGACUGAGACUUUGAAAUGUACUGAAACACAAUAAUGUCAAAAUACAUUUCCUAAUUCUAAAAAAUUAUUAAUUUUGAUUCAUAUAUAAUUUAAAGUGGUCCAUUUUAAUAACUAGAUGUUUUCCAUCAAUAUUUCAAAACAGAUUUCUGUGGUGUCAUGAAUUGUGUAUGUUUUAGUAAAGCUUCACUUUUCAAACCAGCUAAAAUGUCCCCCCAAACACAAAAGAUCUUAACAACCAAAUACCUAGAAAAAAAGAAAAAGCUUUGUCUGUUGCUGAAAAGAUGUUAAUGUCAGCACCAGGCAGGCCUCCCAUUCCAUAGGCAAGGAAUCCACUUCUAAGAAGGCCUCAUAUGCAACACAUUAUAAUGCAAUUAUAAUUCAGUAAUUAAGACUAGAGAUGACUUACAGUUGAAUUUGAAUGUUAUACUGAUAGUAACGUUAAAUCAUAAUCUUAAUCUUAUAGUCACAUUUUCCUAAUAUGAAGAGCAGGCUGCUAAUUUCUCAAUAAUUCACACAGUGUUUUUCUCCCUCAUAUGUACACAUAUAAACUCGCUGUAAUGUGUUCCUCAUAUCAUUCCCUGUGACACUUAACACUUGGCUACUAUUCUCGCCCCCACCAGUUGCUUCCAUUGAAGUGCAAAAUAUGGGAACCAUAACAGCCUUGAACAGCAGAAAGCAGUUGUUACGGCAAGUUAAAUUAGCCUAAAUCCACAUACUCUGUUUUGAAUGUUGGUUUUGGCUAGAAUGUGCAGUCCUAAGCUACGUCCGAUUUAAGCAUGUUAUGAAAGGAAAUAUGGUUAAAACUGCCCUGUCUUUAUGAAAUGUGGUUUACUUUGCACACACAUUUAUAACCUGAGUUUUGAUGGAGGAAGUGCAGAACAACACACUGCAAGGGGGUCUCUCGUUGCUUCUCUCAUAGCUUUGGCAUGUUUGGGUCCAAAGCAGAAGGGGACCAGGCUCUCCAGGCUCUGCGUGCAGCCUCCUCCAACCAGUGCCUUUCAUUCUUCUUCCCCAAAACACCUGCUGCAAAACCUGUUUUAAAAGGAUACCUUUUUUCCAGUGGUGACAUCAUACCCCGUUACCACUGGAAACCUCCCUCUCUCAGUUCUUCUGUUGCUGUCCACUUCUUCGUUGGCAGGGAGGACAGCAUCUGCAUGGUCAGUUGUUCUUAAUGGCCCAGUACUUGGGUCUCUUAAGGGCAUCGCUAGCAACCAUUUUCUGAAUAGGAGGACUGGUUCAGCCUGUAUUUUUCACUGGCCUAGCAUCUUCCCUCCAUACUCCAAAUACUGGCUAAAAUCUGCCUUCUACUAAAGUUAGGAUUAUGGGGAGUUUGCACCUCCCCACAAUUAAUAACACUAUUAUUAGUCAUGUAAGCUGCAAAUUAAUUGGUUGUGAAGUUCUCAUACUGAGUACAAUGUUUAUUCUUGGGAGAAUGAUUUGAAUGGGAAACCUGAUAUUUGCAGAUGUGUCAGUAUUGAUUUCCACUACUUAGGUAGUAAGAUUCAUUUCAACAACUAUCAUUAAUAGAACAAGUAGCAAAGAUAAAUAGCCCUUUCUUGCUAUUUUGCAAUUACUUUCUUUCCGUAGCAUUCAUGAAGACAUAUAUAAAACAUUCUACUAAGAGCUAUGGCCACAACUUUAUGAUUAUCUAUCAUGUCUUUUGCUCAAAAUUGCUGACAUUUUAUCAACAUAAAUUUGAUAAAUUACUUAAGAGUGUGUGUCCUUAGAGUGAAUGUUUAAGCUAAAUAACCUUUUUCUUCCUGUACUGCAUUACUGCCCCCAAUCCAGAGAUACGUGAGGAAAAUAGUGCUUAUGCAGCCUAGUCCUAUCCCAAUUAAAAAAGAUAUUUAGUAAGAGGGCAGAAGGGUUUAUUUGCCUUAGGUUCAGCCCCCUCUUCUAACCCAGAGGAUGAGAUCUCAGGAUCACUUGAUCGAGAACCAGAUAUGCAUCAAGGAUACCUAUAUUGUGGUGGCAAAGGGGUGUGUGAAAAUACUGUGGAAGUUAUUUACUGUUCCAAGGACAGUAGUGUUACCACAGUUGUAUAUUCUAGGACCAUAUCAUCUCAGCACUUUCAAAUUUCCAAAUAUUAGUUGUUGACUGGUAAUUAUGUUGUUCUAAUGUCAUAAACAUCACAAUCUUACAAGUUUUAUUUAUAUCUCUUUUAUGUAUUAUCAAAACAUACUAAUGAAAAAUCCUCCACACGAGGUCAGAGAAACUGCUGCAAGACUACUGUGAAUUCUUGAUGGAGAUUCAGAUCUCCAUCACUGAUUUUUUCCCCUUUUUUUGACAUAUUAGCAAACAUAAAAUAGUAGACCGCACAUACAAAUCACUAACUCAUAUGGCAAUUUUUGUAGUGGAUUUAGUAUAAUAUUGGUAAGGUUUUCACUGUUUAGUAGAACACUUAACUCAUAAAAGAAUUCUGUAGAAACAUGUCCUUCGUUUUGAAACAGCUUGACUAUGUGCAGAAGCUGUUCCGCUCACACAUCGUACCUUCACUUGCCUAGCAGAUCUUCUUGCUCUCUUUCCCCCUACAGUCCCCUGUGUACCCUUCAAAGUCUGCUCCAAUGCAUUGGAGACCUCCCUGGAACAGAUUUGGGGAGAGGAAAGAUAUAACUCCUUGUUUCCACAAGCCAGUAUUUGAAGUGUAACUUCUAAAAAGCUGACAUACUCAUUUUCUCUGCUCAUGGAAGUUCCCACCAUGUCUUUCAUGAGUCACCUCCUUUAUGAAUACGCAUCACGCAAGCAAAUCAUUUGUGUGAACAGUUACGCCAACAUACCAGCCUCAGUUCAUAACACAUGAAUCACUUUCGGAGUACUUAUAGACAUUCAGUGACAAAUUUAUUUUGUAGAACAAUGACAUUUCUCCAUAUUAAAAUCUAGUAACUCUACAAAAGUAGGUUUAAUGGGUUUUGUUACUAAUUUUUAAAAAUUGGUAGGACUUGGAACUAGCCACCUCAUUUCUGACAGCUAAACAACAUAUUUUUAAGCCUUAUUCUAUUCUUACUAAAUGUGAGGGGAAAGCAGCAUAUGAACACAAGGCUUGUUCCUGUAACAAAUCAUGCUUUGGUAUCACAUCUGGACUGACCCACCAUCUGUUUGAGGCAGAGGGAGCAGCUGGUGUUGACUAUGGUGGGGACUACAGAAGGCAGAAAUCAAAUUAGGCCCUGAGAAGGAGAACUGGGGCAGAUGAAGGUAGGAGAGCCUUAAACAGAGUAACUAGAAGUUGACAUAAAAGUGGCAGAUAUGCAAAGAGUCCAAGAUCAAAGGCUGCAAUUUGAUGAUACAUUGCUAUGUAUUUGUUUAUACUCAAAUAGCUGGAUCCUAAUUAUUUCAUAAAUAUUUCAUUCAUAUCUAUUGUAUCCAGAGUUUAGUUACCCUGGAGGCAGUAUUUUUUGUUAUCAGCGUUUCUAUAUUAUUUAUUAUUAACACGCACUCUUCACCAGCUGGUUUCAGUUCACGGUACAACAGUGUUAAAAUUAUAAAUAAUAAAACUAUUAUUAUUAUUAUUAUUAUUAUUAUUAUUAUUAUUAAAAGCGGUUAAAAUAAUUCACAGUCACAGGUAUGGGGUGGGUCUUGUAUAGCUGACACUAAUUUUGAUGUUUAUUUUAAAGGUAAAGGUAAAGGUACCCCUGCCCUACGGGCCAGUCAUGUCCGACUCUAGGGUUGUGCGCCCAUCUCACUUAAGAGGCCGGGGGCCAGCGCUGUCCGGAGACACUUCUGGGUCACGUGGCCAGCGUGAUGAAGCUGCUCUGGCGAGCCAGCACCAGCGCAGCACACGGAAACGCCGUUUAAGCAUUAAGAUGUUUAUUUUAGCUGAUUCUUAAUGCUCUUUAGAUUAAUGUUUCAUUCAUUAGGCACUGGCUCUUAUGACUGAGAUUUGUUAAUAGACUUGUUUUAAACUUUAUAAAAAAUGGAAAAGAUAUUACAUCAUUUUUAAGUUAGGAAAUAAAUAUUUAUCUUGAAUUUUUUAAUGCUUACCAUUUCCCUUUUAAAAAAACUUUAUUUGCACAUAAAAGUCCAGAGGAACAAAGUUAGCAGUCAGUUUUGGGUUUUUUUAUGUGCCCACUCACUUGGCUGGAGAGGCAGCCCACCUUUCCAUAUAAAUCUAGCCAAUUGAUUGGCUGUACAAAAAAAAGUUAUUAAAAUCUGCACAUAGUCAUAUGUGGAAAGUAGCCUUUCUAGACUGUGGCCCAAAUCCUUUGCUGUUCUAUCCAUGCCGAUAUAUCUUUAGCCUGUUAUUCUGGAAGACUGGGUACAUUUAGCAGUUUGCUGGCUCCAUAAAAGCCUCAGUUUUCUUCUCUUUCAUGAUCAUUUUCAAAUGGUGACACACAGUACAAUGUAUAGUAGUGAAUACCAAAGAGAGGGGGGGUGUCCCUCUUUCCGAGAUGAUGAUGAUGAUAACCAGUAUCAUAGUAAACUAUCUGAAUCACGUAUUUGUUAAGGAAGGCAGACACCAACAUCAAAUGCUUGCUUUCCGGCUUCUGCCGUCAUUCCAUGGCUUCAAGUUGGGGCAGGGGACAGGACAGCCAAGGUGCUUCAGUUUGGCCCUGACUCUGUGUAACCCAUUGUGCCCUCCCCCCAUUCUUUUCAAUGCCUGUAUUGGGACAUUCUAUUAACUGUAAUCCAGCCAUAGGCAAACUUGGCCCUCCAGAUGUUUUGGAGCUACAACUCCCAUCAUCCAUAGCUAGCAGGACCAGUGGUCAGGGAUGAUGGGAAUUGUAGUCUCAAAACAUCUGGAGGGCCGAGUUUGCCUAUGCCUGCUGUAAUCUAUCAUUUGUGUGAGGAGGGGCUUUCAAGCAACACUUUAUAGGGAAACGAAAGUGCAAGGUGCUGGUUUGGUUCAGGAAGAAUUAGCUGAUCAAAAGACUGCAGAGCUGUGUGAUGUGCUUCUGUUUUUGCUUGAAUACAAUUUUGGUACCUUCAAAAUACUUUUGCUGAUUUUUCUUCUUUUUUUCUUCAUAGGAAUUAA
Messenger RNA from Podarcis lilfordi (Lilford's wall lizard), 12073 nucleotides. Lineage: Eukaryota; Metazoa; Chordata; Lepidosauria; Squamata; Lacertidae. The record is from the annotation of a GenBank genome assembly.